Zygotorulaspora mrakii is the source of this 1992-nucleotide messenger RNA. RefSeq names its product Rnh70p (gene RNH70). Gene Ontology annotation, cellular component: nucleus. Bases 1 to 1992 code for a protein of 663 amino acids. Lineage: Eukaryota; Fungi; Ascomycota; Saccharomycetes; Saccharomycetales; Saccharomycetaceae. The record is from RefSeq and is a predicted model, not a curated record. The transcript has a single exon. Gene Ontology annotation, molecular function: nucleic acid binding; exonuclease activity.
AUGAGUGGUGUAUCACCUCCUGAGAGAGCAUCUGAAAAAUCACAUCAGAUGCAUGUGAUGGCCGAAAGUGCUGUGCCGAAUGAAGCCAAGGAAGAAAGCACCGUGAAUUCGAGAGUGGCCAGAUUAAGUAUUUCCGAGACUGAUGGAAACACUAGAAGUAUCCUAUCUGAUUUGAUGCAGAGGACCGCGAAAGAAGACGUGGCGGUGGAAACUAGCGAUGAAAUUGUCAAGCCCGAAUUUAGUAAGAGUAGGAAACCGAAAAGAAGAAGAUCCAGUGCCGUUUCAGUACCGGGGUCUGCGGUUUCAACGCGCACAGCUGUUAAAGACAACAGUAGCGGAAAGUUGGCGAAGAAUGGUAUUUUGGGAAUUCCUAAGAAAAAGAGAAGUUCUAAUAAGCCAGUUAGUGUUCAGGUCACGGAAAAGGCUUACGAGAAAGGAAUAUCUGUGCGGGACUUAAACGACUUGACCCUAUAUUUGAUGAAUGCAACAAAUAAUCCAUUGAGAUGGGCUCGAGUAGAAAAUCCGAAAGCUAUUAAGAAGCUGGUUUUUCUUUUCGUGCCCGGCUUGGAAACAGAGGAUUUUUAUUUGGAGAAAGGGAGCAAGUUCAGUGACGGCGCUGAUAAUUUGAAGAACGCCAUUUUAAAAGGAUUAGAGGAUUCGGAAAUGGUAAAAAAUUUGAAUUGCUUUCCGGUGCGAUCUCCAGGUUCUCGAACAACAAUUUACUCAGCAUAUAGUUCGUAUGUUAACAUAAGGUUGUCAAAAAAGGAGAAACAAGAACUGCGAGAAGAACUGGAAAGAAAAAAGAUCACAAUAAAUGAUCUUUUAUUAAGCUUAAAUGAGCUCUUUGAGUAUGAAUAUCCAAUUCAUCCUAAAUCUUUAGACCCAACAGCAAAAAAUGCAGAGUAUUUUAAGGCAGAAUCUGAAAUUGGAAAGACGAACUUCAGAGAUACUGUAAAGUUUGACCAUGAAGGGUCUCAUAUUUUUGCUCUGGAUUGUGAAAUGUGUCUCUCAGAAGAGGGAUACGUUCUGACAAGGGUGAGCAUAGUGGACUUUGAUUCAAAUGUGGUUUAUGAUAAAUUGGUGAAACCUGAUCAACCAAUUAUCGAUUAUUUGACUCAAUACAGUGGUAUCACAGAAGAAAAACUGAUUAACGUUUCAACAUCGCUCAAUGAUGUACAGAAUGAUAUUCUCAAGUUGAUUAGUGAAGAUGAUAUUCUCAUUGGGCACUCGCUAAACAGCGAUUUAAAUGUAUUGAAAAUAAGGCACCCGAAAAUUGUCGAUACAUCAGUAAUAUUUGAGCACAAGGCUGGUCCUCCAUUUAGGGCAGCGUUGCGCUACUUGGCAGCUACAUAUCUUGAUUACGACAUUCAAACAAACGACGGGACUGGUCAUGAUUCAGUAGAAGACGCUAGAGCAUGCAUGGACUUAGUGAAGCUCAAAAUAUUGCAUGGAUUAGCCUUUGGUGUCGGAACGAAUACAGAAAGCAUCUUUGACAGGCUUGCAAAGAAAGAAAUCAAAUCAAUCCAACUCAAUGACUAUGCACCCAAGAAAGCUUUCCCUUGGAUUGCUGAAGCGAACAACUCGAUACGAUGCACAAACGAUCCUGAAAUUUUGAUAGCUGUGGAGAAUAAGAUAAACAAUUAUGAUUUUCUCCUUGGAAGACUUAGGGGACUCGAGUAUUCUAGAGGCUAUGCCUUGCCACGAAUGUCCAAUACUGAGGUCAUACCUUCUCCAGACGAAGCUCUAAAAACUUUCACGACAUCUUUGCAACGAAUUUAUGAUAAAUCUCCCUCUGGAACUUUAAUUCUAGCUUUCUCCGGAUGUGGCAGCAUGAAAAAAUGGAAUGAACUUAUGACUCAGAUAAAUAAUGCUGAUAAAGCAGAGAGGAAGUUGGAACUGAAGCGACUAGAUGCAGAAAUAGAAGAUGCUGUAGCAAGAGCUCGAGAUGCUGUAGCUUUCACUCUUUUAAAACAACAGAUAAAGGAAAAAUAG